AUGGAUACUGGCAACCUCUGGAACCGCCGCACAAACACCAGUACCGGUGGCAAGCUUUCUCUCUCAACCCCGGGUCAAGGGUCCAGUGGUGAUUCCUUUAGUCGCAAUGCUUCUUUCUCCAAGCGCCAGGGCGGCGAAACUCCGUCGUCGAUCAAACCGAACCCGUUCACCACCACACCUGGAGGUCUAGUAUCACCCACUGCAGGUGCAUCCAGUGCCUUUGGCCUAGGUUCCGGAGCCUUUGCGUCGUUUGGGUCGGCCAAGACCCCAAAGACCUCGGCGAAUCCCUUCGAUACGGCCAUGGCAUCGGCAGUUGCCAAGUCAGGCACCAAAGACCCUUCCAAGGCUGCUGGCAAGGUUUCUGGCAUGGCCGCGAUUUCCGAGAACAACCAGUCUGGGAACCUCACACACGCACUGAUAGAUUCGUGGACAUUCUGGUACCGACCUCCGAUCUCCAAGGCACACGGCUUCAUCGAGUACGAGCAGACAUUACACGAAAUCGGUACUGCACGGACGGCGGAGGACUUCUGGCGCAUCUAUUCUCACUUGAAGCGCCCUUCCACACUUCCCGUCGUUUCGGACUUCCACCUGUUCAAGAAGGGCAUCCGCCCAAUAUGGGAGGAUGACGUGAACAAGAAGGGCGGUAAAUGGGUGGUGCGGAUGAAGAAGGGUGUGGCCGACAGAUACUGGGAAGAUCUUGUUCUCAACCUUAUCGGUGACCAAUUUGGCGAGGCUGGCGAGGACGUUUGUGGUGCCGUGUUGAGUGUGCGUAAUGGCGAGGACAUUCUCAGUAUCUGGACUCGCACCGAUGGUGGUCGAGUGAUUAAGAUCCGUGACACCAUGAAGCAUGUCCUCAAUUUCCCACCCAACACGCGCGUCGAAUUUAAAAGUCACGAUUCCAGUAUCCAGCAACGGACAGCUAUCGAAGAGCAGCGCCGUGAAAAAGCUAGCCAACACCAUCACCACGAGAAGCGUCACACUGCUGGGACUUCAAAGCAGACAGGAGGAGAAUCCUAG
Messenger RNA from Fusarium sp. VM40, 1017 nucleotides. The record is from the annotation of a GenBank genome assembly. Lineage: Eukaryota; Fungi; Ascomycota; Sordariomycetes; Hypocreales; Nectriaceae.